This is a messenger RNA of Zalophus californianus (California sea lion), 705 nucleotides long. RefSeq names its product double homeobox protein A-like. The record is from RefSeq and is a predicted model, not a curated record. NCBI's taxonomy places the organism in Eukaryota, Metazoa, Chordata, Mammalia, Carnivora, Otariidae. Bases 1 to 705 code for a protein of 234 amino acids. Gene Ontology annotation, molecular function: DNA binding. The transcript has 2 exons.
AUGGCCCAAGACAACUCUCCAAACAAGACCAUAACAAUGAAUCAGAGACGCAGCCGCACCAAAUUCACAGAAGAUCAAUUGAAAAUUCUCAUCAAGGCAUUUGACCAAAAUCCUUACCCAGGUUAUGCUACCAAACAAAGACUUGCUUUAGAAAUCAACACUGAUCAGUCCAGAAUCCAGAUUUGGUUUCAGAAUCGAAGAGCUAGGCACCAGUGCCAGAAAAAAUCAGAACCCGAUGAGGACUUAGAAUCAAGUCAAGACCAAGAUCACUCUGAAGAGGAGAUUCAAAGUAGAGAAGACAGACGGUGUCGUACCAGCUAUACUUCUUCACAAUUACACACCCUCAUCGGGGCAUUUAUGAACAACCCUUAUCCUGGCAUUGAUACCAGAGAGCAACUUGCUAAAGAAAUUGGCAUUCCAGAGUCAAGAGUCCAAAUUUGGUUUCAAAAUCGGAGAUCCAGAUUCCAUGUCCAGAGUAAAAGAGAACCUGAUGAUCAAGACUCAGAACAGAGACAAGACCAGGAACAGGAUCUCUGGGAUGAGAGAGUUCAAGAGAGAGAGAGGGAGAGGAUUUGGGGUACCAGUACCAUCCUUACACUGGAUAAGCAGGGUCCUCCCUCAGACUCCAUACCUCAGUACCACACUUUGAAGCACCUUUUUAAAAAUUAUCUGGAUACCAUGGGUAUAGCAGUACUAUCUGGGUAA